AUUUUUCUUUCACUUGCCCUCCACGCCACAUCGUGGCGCUGUUGCGUUCUGGCUUGGUUUCUCUCGAACACUUCUGUGCAUCACCAACAAGAAAAAAGAGGGAGACUGCGGUGAAUAUCAUUCGAGAUGGGAGACAGCGAUGACGAAUACGAUCGCAGGAGGAGGGACAAAUUCAGACGAGAGAGAAGUGACUAUGACCGCUCCAGAGAAAGAGAAGACCGUCGCAGAGAUGACUGGAAUGAGAGAGAGUGGGACAGGGGUAGGGAACGCCGUAGCCGUGGUGAAUACCGGGAUUAUGACAGAGGUCGGAGAGAGAGAUUUACCCCUCCUCGCCAUGAUUUAAGUCCCCAUCAGAAACGCAUGAGAAGAGACUGGGAUGAUCACGGUGGAGAUCCAUAUCGGGGGGGUUAUGAUUUGGGUUAUGGUGGAGGAGGGCCCAGUUAUGGCCCACCACAGCCCUGGGGCCAUCCUGACCUUCACAUCAUGCAACCACAUCAGGGUAUCCCCAUUCAGGCAAGGCUUGGUAACAUCCAUGAGAUGGACUUGGGUCCUCCUCCACCGAUAAUGAAGAGCUUUAAGGAGUUCCUGCUGUCCCUGGAUGACUCUGUAGAUGAAACUGAGGCGGUCAAGCGAUACAAUGAGUACAAGGUUGACUUUCGCCGACAGCAGAUGCAGGACUUCUUUCUGGCUCAUAAAGAUGAAGAGUGGUUUAGGUCCAAAUACCAUCCAGACGAGGCCAGCCGGCUGAAGGCGGAGGCCCGGAGUGCCGUACACAACCGUCUGAAUGUUUUCACCUUCCUGAUGGAGAACGGCUGGUUCGAUAAUGUUUCUCUGGACAUUGAACAAUCUCCGGCCAUCAUCAGAGUUUUGGAUGCUGCUGUGAUAAAAAUGGAAGGAGGGACGGAUCACGAUCUCCGUAUCCUGGACAUGCCGACUGAGGAGGAGGAGAACAAAGACAAGUCGGCGUCUGCUUCAGCGGGAGACCAACUCUCAAAGAGGGAAGAUGUUAAAGUCUUGAGCGGAGAAGGCAAACCUUCUGGAGAAAAAGACAAAUCUGAAAAGCAGGAGGAGAAUGAGUUUGUGGGCACAGACCGGGAGGCUUCAGGAGACGGGGAGGACUCGAAGAACGAGUCAGAGAAGGAAGCCGUUAAAGAGGAAAUGCCUUUACCAAAAAAGGCGAGAAGAAAGCGAAAGCGCAGCGGAGACAGUGAUGACGAAGCCAGCCCCUCCGAGAGCGACUCUGACUCAGACUCCAUCUCCAACUGCUCAGACAAAUCUGGGAAGAAAGAAGAGCUCCAAGACAAGGCUGUGGAGGAAGAUGAGGGCGAAGACGAGAAGCCAAAGGAGAACUCUGAGGAGGACAAGAAGGAGGAGAAGAAGCCCAAAGAUGACUCCCCCAGACCACGGCCGCUGCACAGGACCUGCUCUCUUUUCAUGCGCAGCAUUGCCCCCACCAUUUCAAAGGCGGAGAUUAUUGCAUUGUGCCGGCGAUACCCGGGGUUUCUGCGCGUUUGCUUGUCUGACCCUCAUCCAGAGCGCAGGUUUUUCAGGCGUUGCUGGGUAACCUUUGAUCGUAGCGUCAAUAUCAAAGAAGUCUGCUGGAACCUCCAGAACAUUCGCCUGAGAGACUGCGAGCUGGCUCCAGGGGUCAACAGGGACCUGGCUCGCAGGGUGCGCAACGUCAACGGAAUCACUCAGCACAAGCAGGUGCUCCGCAACGACAUCAAACUCGCGGCGAAACUCAUUCACUCUCUGGAUGAAAAAGGAGACCUGUGGAGCAGCAAAGCUCAGGAGGAGGGUCCGGGCUCUGAGUUACCAGCCUCCAACCCCAUCUUGAAGAAUAUCACUGAUUACCUGAUAGAGGAGGUGAGUGCUGAGGAGGAGGAGCUUCUGGGCUCUGGGAGUGGAAUGGACACUGAGGACGGCAACAAAGAAGGAAACCCCACUGAGAUGACGGUGGAGAGGGAUGACAAACUGGCCAAGGUUUUGGAUCGUUUGCUCUUGUACCUGCGCAUUGUGCAUUCAGUUGAUUACUACAACACCUGUGAAUACCCCAGUGAGGAUGAGAUGCCCAAUCGCUGUGGCAUGAUCCACGUGAGGGGGCCCAUUCCCCCCAAUCGCAUCACACAUGGAGAGGUGCAACAAUGGCUGAAGAUGAUGGAAGAGAAGUUGACCCCUUUGUUUAGUUUGAAAGAAAUCCUCUCUGAGGAAGAGGCGGGGAAGAUGGGCCGCAAGAAUCCAGAGGAGGAGGUGGAGAAGUUCAUUUCUGCCAACACUCAGGAGCUGGGCAAGGACAAGUGGCUCUGCCCGCUCAGUGGCAAGAAGUUCAAGGGUCCAGAGUUCGUCCGGAAGCACAUUUUGAACAAACAUGGAGACAAAAUAGAGGAAGUGAAGAAGGAAGUGGCUUUCUUCAAUAACUUCCUGAUGGAUGCGAAGAGACCGUCGCUGCCAGAGAUCAAACUUCCUCCUCUUCCGGGCUCAGGACAGGGUUUACUCUCUCCCACCAUGCCCUUUCCUCCUCAAGGUCCGAUGGGUUUUGGUCAGCCUCGCCCUCCACUUAUGGGCUAUGGGGGUGCACCUCCUUACCCCCCUAACCAGUAUGGAGGCGGGAGAGGCAAUUACGACAGCUUUCGUGGACAAGGUGGUUAUCCAGGCAAGCCUCGCAACCUCAGAAUGUCUCGCGGCGAUCCAAGGAAUGUCAUCGAGUAUCGAGACCUGGACGCCCCAGAUGAUAUGGACUUCUUCUAGAUAGACCACAUCUUUAUUGAUUUAGUGUCGUUUUGCCUGAUUGUUUUUUUGUGUUUUCAGAAAUAUUUGGUUUUGUAAUUAUUAUGGCUUUCCGACACGCCUCUGUACUGCUGCAAACUGAGUCCUCAAUAAAAUCCUGAUUAAACCUG
Oryzias melastigma (Indian medaka) is the source of this 2897-nucleotide messenger RNA. RefSeq names its product serrate RNA effector molecule homolog (Arabidopsis) (gene srrt). Gene Ontology annotation, biological process: primary miRNA processing; mRNA processing. NCBI's taxonomy places the organism in Eukaryota, Metazoa, Chordata, Actinopteri, Beloniformes, Adrianichthyidae. Gene Ontology annotation, cellular component: nuclear body. The transcript is spliced from 20 exons. The coding region runs from base 127 to 2748 and encodes 873 amino acids. The record is from RefSeq and is a predicted model, not a curated record.